Drosophila melanogaster (fruit fly) is the source of this 2108-nucleotide messenger RNA. RefSeq names its product cytochrome P450 4aa1 (gene Cyp4aa1). Bases 203 to 1735 code for a protein of 510 amino acids. The record is from RefSeq and is marked reviewed. NCBI's taxonomy places the organism in Eukaryota, Metazoa, Arthropoda, Insecta, Diptera, Drosophilidae. Gene Ontology annotation, cellular component: endoplasmic reticulum membrane. The transcript is spliced from 4 exons. Gene Ontology annotation, molecular function: iron ion binding; monooxygenase activity; heme binding.
CACUCGUAGCUCAUCAGUCGCCGGAUGUGACUCUGGCCAAUAAGAUCACAAUACGGAUAUAUCCCAAAUCGAAGUGGAGCUAACUAACUUGGUGUAUGUGUGGAUUUGGACAGUGCUUGUGGCAAGGACUUUUGUGUGAAGCUAUUAAAGAUAAAAACAAAAUAUAUUGACUAUAUCAAGGGAAUACAAAUACGUGACUAAAAUGUUUGUGGAAAAAGUGCUGGAGCGCACCACCAAUUUGGAGCUAUGCUCCAUUCUGAUCCUCCUGGUGAUCAGCCUGAGCAUCUACACAUUCUACGCCACCCUGAACACGUACUUGAGAUCGGUUCUCCUCUCGCUGAGACUCACGGGUCCGCCAUCGCUGCCAUUUCUGGGCAACUGCAUGCUGGUCACGGAUAAGGACUUGAUGCGCAGAUGUGCCGGCAAGGCCUUCGAUCUAUAUGGAUCUCUGGUGCGGAUCUGGGUGCUGCUCUUUCCCUUCUUUGCUGUCCUGGAGCCGGAGGAUCUGCAGGUGAUACUCUCCUCGAAGAAGCACACCAACAAGGUCUUCUUCUACCGACUGAUGCACAAUUUCCUGGGUGAUGGGCUGAUAACCAGCAGUGGUUCCAAGUGGAGCAAUCAUCGACGGCUCAUCCAGCCAGCGUUUCAUCACAAUCUGCUGGAGAAGUUCAUCGACACCUUUGUGGAUGCCUCGCAAUCGUUGUACGAGAAUCUGGAUGCCGAAGCCGUGGGAACGGAGAUAAAUAUUGCCAAGUACGUGAACAACUGUGUACUGGACAUACUAAAUGAGGCCGUUUUGGGUGUGCCGAUCAAGAAAAGAGGUCAGGAUGUGGCCAUGAUGGAGGACUCGCCGUUCCGCCAGGGCAAGAUCAUGAUGCCCGCGCGGUUUACGCAACCCUGGCUGCUGCUGGACGGGAUCUACCACUGGACCAAGAUGGCCAACGAUGAGCUUAACCAGAAGAAGCGCCUCAAUGACUUCACACGCAAAAUGAUCCAGAGACGUCGCCAAAUCCAGAACAAUAAUAAUGGCAAUAGCGAGCGAAAGUGUCUGCUCGACCACAUGAUCGAGAUCUCCGAGAGCAAUCGGGACUUCACCGAGGAGGAUAUCGUCAACGAGGCCUGUACCUUUAUGCUGGCUGGCCAGGAUUCGGUGGGUGCCGCCGUGGCUUUCACUCUCUUUCUGCUGACACAGAAUCCCGAGUGCCAGGAUCGCUGUGUCCUGGAGCUGGCGACCAUAUUCGAGGACAGUAAUAGAGCUCCCACGAUGACGGAUCUGCACGAGAUGCGUUACAUGGAGAUGUGCAUCAAGGAGGCACUGCGUCUGUAUCCCAGUGUCCCGCUUAUUGCUCGUAAACUGGGCGAAGAGGUUCGCCUGGCAAAGCACACAUUGCCCGCCGGCAGCAACGUUUUCAUUUGCCCCUAUGCCACCCAUCGUCUUGCCCACAUUUAUCCCGAUCCGGAAAAGUUCCAGCCGGAGCGAUUUUCGCCCGAGAACUCCGAGAACCGUCAUCCCUACGCCUUUUUACCCUUCAGCGCUGGACCGAGAUAUUGCAUUGGCAAUCGAUUCGCCAUCAUGGAGAUCAAGACCAUAGUGUCGCGCCUGCUGCGUAGCUACCAGCUGCUUCCUGUAACCGGAAAGACAACCAUUGCGGCCACCUUCCGGAUUACGCUGAGAGCCUCCGGCGGACUGUGGGUGCGACUCAAGGAGCGCGAUCAUCCGCUAAUCGCACAUUGAUUACCAUUGAACUAAAUAAGAUUACUGAUCCUGCGUUUUCGUUACAUUAACUUUAAUUAGUAUGGUAAAUAUGUAUAUAAAUCGAUACAAUAAUUUAAACACUUAGCUUCCUCUAGCCUAAGUACAGUUCCCUCUGAACGGAGGGAGUGCAUCCGCUUGAAUGCAGACAUACAUACAUAUAUCCUACUGUGAGUGGGUAGACGUGUGUGUGUGGGUGGGUGGGAUGCUGAUCCGCAGUCGCAUUCAUAUUCGAGUGUUUCGUAAAGUUUCUCUGGGGUAUAUAUAUAUAUUUUUUACUUAAACAAUGCUAUAUCUGCUUUAUCUGUAAUAAAGUUAUGCUCGUCGGCAUUUAACCGACUUAAACUAGGACGUG